Molecule: messenger RNA, 1437 nt
Organism: Rhizopus microsporus ATCC 52813
Lineage: Eukaryota; Fungi; Mucoromycota; Mucoromycetes; Mucorales; Rhizopodaceae
Product: NAP-domain-containing protein
Exons: 5
Coding region: 111-1193 (360 amino acids)
Biological process (GO): nucleosome assembly
Cellular component (GO): nucleus; chromatin
Molecular function (GO): histone binding; chromatin binding
Source: RefSeq, a predicted model, not a curated record
CAAAAAUGACAAAUCAGUCACAGCCAAAAAGUUUUUUAAAUGAUGAAUUCCCUGCCCUAAGCCUUUUCUCAGGACUUUUUAUUUAUUCAUAGAGAAAGGAACUCUUUGUUAUGGAUCAGCAAGCAGUUGAAAUCAAGAACAAGAAAGUGACAGCACCCACUCCACAAAACACACCUAUAAACGCAGCUCCCAUAAGCUCACAAUCUAUUCCUACGGUUCCUUCCAUCUCUGAAGAGAUAGAAACUAUUAGUACACCAGGUGUUGCUGGUCAAAAUAACUCAGGUCUGAUGAGCAUGCUUCAAGGCAGAUUAGGUAAUCUCAUCAGUGAACCACUUCCUGCUUCUGUUCAACGUCGUAUCAAUGGCUUAAAAUUUCUUCAAUCCAAACAUGCUGAAUUGGAAGGAGAAUUUCAAAAGGAAGUCUUGGCUUUAGAAAAGAAAUAUCUAGAGUUAUACCGUCCAUUAUACACCAAGCGUGCUGAAGUGAUCACUGGUAAAUACGAACCUACAGAAGAAGAAGUAGCUCUUGGAGCCAAAGUAGAUGAAGAAGAAGAUCAGAGCGAUUUGGAGGAUGAUAAGGAAAACGAUGUAACAGAGAGCACAGAUGAUAAUGUGUCGGGUAUUCCCGAGUUCUGGUUGACAGCCUUAAAGACCCACCCACAAAUUGGUGAAACAAUCACAGAUGAAGACUGUAAUGUCUUGAAGCACCUUGUUGAUAUUCGUUUAAGCUAUCUCGAGAAGCCUGGUUUCCAAAUAGAAUUCGAGUUUACUGAAAACGAUUACUUCACCAACAAAGUGCUUACCAAGACUUACUAUUAUCAAGACAAUGUGAGCGGUGGUGAUUACGUUUAUGACCAUGCUGAAGGAUGUGACAUCAACUGGAAAGAAGGCAAGGACUUGACUGUCACUAUUGAAACAAAGAAGCAGCGUCACAAGGGCACCAACAAGACUCGUGUCGUCAAGCGCACAGUUCCUGCUGAAUCAUUCUUCAACUUCUUCAAUCCUCCUGUUCUUCCAGACGACUCUGAAGAAUUGGAUGAAGAUGAGGCUGAAGGUUUAGAUGCCAAGUUGGAAGCUGAUUAUGAAAUGGGUGAAGAAUUCAAGGAAAAGAUUAUUCCUCACGCUGUUGAUUAUUUCACAGGAAAGGCACUUGAAUACGAAGAUUAUGAUGAUGAAGAUGAUUUUGAUGAGUGAUGAUGAUAUUGAUGAUGAUGAAGAUGAUGACGAUGACGAUGAUGAUGACGAUACUCCUGCUAAAACUGAAAAUGCUCCUGAAUGCAAGCAAUCUUAAACUGUAUACAUUAUAUUUUUCAAAAUUAAAAUCACUCCAUCAGCUCUAACGUCUCUUUUCAUACAAGGAGGGGAACUGUUCUCAUAUUUCCUUAUUUUAAGAAAGAAAUGCCCUUUGAACCUAUUUUAACCGUAGCCAAGAUUGAUU